Oryza sativa Japonica Group (Japanese rice) is the source of this 670-nucleotide messenger RNA. RefSeq lists its product as uncharacterized. Lineage: Eukaryota; Viridiplantae; Streptophyta; Magnoliopsida; Poales; Poaceae. The record is from RefSeq and is a predicted model, not a curated record. Gene Ontology annotation, cellular component: membrane; photosystem II. Gene Ontology annotation, biological process: photosynthesis.
CGCGCCAACGCCAACCAAAAUCCCCCACACACUUGCACCUCGUCUCGCUCUCGCGCCAAGAAAGCACCGCGAGUUCUUCUUCUUCAUCCUCCAUGGCCACAACCGCGUCGCUGUCCGCCGUCGCGGCGCGGCCACUGUCCGUGGCCUGGCUCAAGAAGCCCCUGUGCGCCUCGUUCCAGCCCGUGCCGAGGGCGAGGCCGGCGGCGGCGGCGAGGAUGGCCGUGAGGGCGUCGGCGUCGAUGAAGGAGAGGGCGACGGCCGGGCUGACGGCCGCGGCCAUGGCGGCGGCGAUGGUCCUCCCCGACGUCGCGGAGGCCGCGCAGGGCAGCCUGACGCCGUCGCUCAAGAACUUCCUCCUCAGCAUCGUGUCCGGCGGGGUCGUGCUCGUCGCCAUCGUCGGCGCCGUCGUCGCCGUCUCCAACUUCGACCCCGUCAAGCGGACCUGAUCUUCUCCUUCUCCUUCAUUCACAGACACGCCUCGAUCGCUGUCUUGUAUCGAGAUCAUCGUCUCUUUGCAGUGUUGUUUUGGAGAUUCUGUAAACUGAUUUACGAUAUGGAGAUAUGGAGUUGUUGAUGGUUAAUUGCUUCCAUAAUUCUAUUGCUGUAUAUUGUUCUUGACACUAUACCUGCGCAAAAGGCUACUAGUAUCCAAAUAUUGUUUGCUCCCGAA